UACGCGCGCCAUACGUGCUGACCAAAGAGGCAAGAUAGACAAGCACAAUAUAAUACGAGACACUACUGGGUUUAUUUUGGAUUCUUUUCCAACCAACCUUAAGUGACAUUUUGCAGCUUUUUUGGGUGUGGGGGGAGAGCGCGCAAUGCGGGACUCGACGUGUCGUCCACGCCUGGCGUGAUAUUCCCGCGUGGGUCUCAAAAUUUGGCCAUGACAGAGAUCAAUGAGAUGGAGAACGACUCUCAGCUCCAACUGAGCCGCCAUCCGCUGCCGUCAAAGUUGCAGAGACUCAAGCGCUCGCUGUCGUUCAUGCGCAGUAAGAGUGUUGAGAACUUCUUCCAGCGCUCCUACAGCGAUGCCCGCCUCCCCCCCGAGCUCAUCACGGAGCCUGCGGACCCCCCGUCGCCCUCACCGCCCCCGUUGGAGUUGAUGGGCUCGCCUAUUGGGAGCUCACGGCCUUCGCCGUCGCUGUCGCCGUCGGUCAGUCCCAACCCUUCCAUCGCCUCCCAUUCGCCCUCGCUCAGACUUUCCCCGUCGCUGCCCCCCAAGCCCGCCCAGCCAGCUCAGAUCACGCACUGCUUCCACAAUCAUGUCUUUCGCAAGCCCACCAACUGCGAGCUCUGCAAGAACAUGAUCCUAGGAAACUCCAAACAGGCUUUGCGGUGUAAAACGUGCAAGCUGGCGGCACACCUGUGGUGCACUUCAGAACUCUCGCAGCAGCCGUGUUACGGAAAGUCGGGCGCCUUCAAGCGAAACUUCAGCUCACCCAUGCUCGUCACCGAACAACUAGCCGUGGUCAAGGAAGUCCAGCCCAGUCAAGAAGUGGUACGGGCACGUGUGGACCCGGUCUACGCCGCCUUGCGCUACGGGACAUCGCUGGCGCAGAUGAGCCGCUCCAGUUUCGGCAGCAUGUCGGAUUCGCCGACGCGCAGUUUGGGUGAGGCGGGUGAGGAGAGGCAGGGGAGACAGUGCAGCAUGGAGGAAGACAUCCCUCAGGAGGCAGGAGACUCUGUUGCCGCCGACAUUGAAGUGGAGAAGGAACAAGAUGAGGGUGCAAGUCAGGCUGAGACGCCUGCUGAGGUGCCCCCCAAACGAAUCGAGGUGCAUUCCAUGCAUACUUACGUGGCGCUCUACAGCUUUCUGCCUCAGGAACACAACGACCUGGAACUACACCCCGGUGAUCGGGUGCAAGUCACAGACGACUCCAACGAGGAGUGGUGGAAGGGCAAGAGCGGCGACAGGGUGGGCUUUUUCCCAGCCAACUUUGUGCAGCGAGUGCGUCCCGGCGAGAGAGUGUGGCGUGUCAUCCAGGGAACAUCCGCCAGCAGCUGCGGGAGAGGACACAUGGUAGUCAAGGAGGCGCAGAUCUGCGUGGGCAAGUGUGAAGACGGCGACACCUUGGUGAAGUUGAGCAGCGGCAAGAAGCGAGGCCUGGUGCCGGCACACUCCAUCGAGGAGAUCUGAGCUUCGCCAACAAUGUCAUCACCUCCUCUCAUCAUUUUCGCCUUCUUUCUGCACUGAAUGGAUGAAGUGGACCAGAAACAAAAAAAGUUUUGCCCCAAAGUCUCCUCACUGUAAGUCUUAACGGAGAGCAAAAUGGACUCUUGUUUGUUUACAUUUGGCCCACACGCUUCCUUCUUCCUUUCCGCUUGGCUGCGUUUCACCCCCCUCCCCCCACACUUGAAAGAAAAGGUCGAAGAUGGAGAGGGCUAUGUGAUGUGAUUUUAUUUUAUUUUUGGGUAACAAUUCCCCUCGCUUGUCAGGCUUCAUUACAUUACAUUUAAAAACCACACAAACAAAAAAACAAAACAGUUUUCUUUAAGGGCAUAGAUCAAAUCCAAUUGCAAACAAUAAAUGCUUUUUUCUUUUUCUGUAAAUAGGAACACAUUUAAUUUCAAAUGACACAUUCAGAGUAUGUUAAUAAAAUAUGAAAGAUGGACUAUGAACAAAAUAGUGCAGCCAUGACACAACAAACAACCGGGUAAAUGCUUGAUUUUAUUUUUUUUUUUUUGAGGAAAGUGCAACAUCAGUGUUCUUUUUCGGAAAUGAGGGAUGGUGACAAGGCUAUCUAUAACAAUUACAGCGAAAAUAAUAUAAUGGAUGAAAGCUUUUUAGCAAAUUGCAACAUGAAUUUCAACCAGUGACUUUUUCACAUUUUGAAGAGUCGAACGUGUGCCUUGAAGGAAGCGAACACAUUUUCGGCAUUCACACGAAUCCUGCACUCAUUCUCCUCAUCAAAUCAAGGAGAGCGGCAAUCUAAUGGAAGCGUGGCUCAUUUACAUAUCGAAUAUUAAUGAGGAAUGUGUAAAAGGAAAUCAAAGGUUGACCUUUACAAAUAAAAUCCAAAUUUGCUGAACGUAAAAUACAACUUUGCUCGAUUUAGCUUGACAUUUUUUCACUUUUGAAAGUUGUCUUGUUCGUGAUGAACGUUUACUCCUACUACGCUACUGUAUUUUAAUGUUAGUCAUGAUGGUUCUUUUUUUUUUUUGUAGGUGGUACUAAAAAGUUUGAAAACAACCGUUCAAGACAGAUGGGCGACGCGAAAUUGCCAAGUUGUUUUGCUCGGGCAUCAAAUUUUCACGAUCGUUUUGAUGAUUCGCCAUCAAAAGGAGGCACGAGGGCCCAUCCAUCCCUUCUUGGAGCUUUUAUUCGCAUUAUCUUGUAAAUUUUUCACUCCGUUUAGGAAAAUAAUCUUUUUCCAAUUAAAAUUUUUUUAAAAAGACAAAAUGUUUUUCAUUGGACCAACAUAGCCCGAAAGCUCGUUGCCUUGUGCGCUCUUUGCUUUGCUCAGUAAGGACACAACACAUAAUUAAUGUGCUGUCUAAUUAACCCAAUUAAAAAAAAAUCACAUUAAAAAGGGAAGGUAAAGAUAGACCUGCAAGGCGGUGGUUCAGAUGAAAAGCCAUUUUGGUCCCGUUCCCAUGCAAAGGAUGUUCUGGCGGGAAGACAUUUGUAUGAGCUGAAGAAAACGAGUGCCAAGGAACGACGUGUGUGUCAAAGCGUGCCCUCUGAGUCAUCACUGAUCCAAAGUCACCUACCGUUCGGCUUCCCGUUGUCUGGCUUUCAUGUGGGAACGCUCACCGAUCCCCCCCCCGUAAAGGACACUUCAUUUCCGUCCCCUGCGUGAGGCCGUGCAGUCGAAGCCGAAAUCCUUUCAUCCCGGCGUUAGCGUUAACUUCUAACAAUUUUUACAUGCUUAUUGUUGUGUUCCGUUGAACUGUGAAGACAUGAGCACAACUGGGUUAAGUUCAGGCGUGUUGAUUGAUAUUGUAGCAUUCUUAACACCAGUAUUUUGACAUUUUGUUCUUCUCCACAUCCUUCAAAUGUAUUUUGAAAUUUCUGUCCCUUUCAAUAAAUGGCUCAAAGUAC
Messenger RNA from Hippocampus zosterae (dwarf seahorse), 3369 nucleotides. RefSeq names its product SH3 and cysteine-rich domain-containing protein 2-like. Lineage: Eukaryota; Metazoa; Chordata; Actinopteri; Syngnathiformes; Syngnathidae. Gene Ontology annotation, cellular component: extrinsic component of cytoplasmic side of plasma membrane. Gene Ontology annotation, molecular function: protein binding. The record is from RefSeq and is a predicted model, not a curated record. Gene Ontology annotation, biological process: skeletal muscle contraction; positive regulation of voltage-gated calcium channel activity; positive regulation of protein localization to plasma membrane. Bases 211 to 1464 code for a protein of 417 amino acids. The transcript is spliced from 12 exons.